GGUGGCAGGAUCCCAGGCCGUCACCCCCCGGCGAUGGGCUCGGCUGCCAGCGGCGCACCUCUCAGCGGUGGGGCACGACUACUCGCGCUUGGCGCCGCACGGCGGGUGCCCAAUGGCUGGUGGCGCGGCUCCCGCGACUGGGCCAUUUGUCGGUUGUUGUGCAGCUCCUCGUUGUCUGGACUUGUCUGCUGGUGAUGCACCUCUUUUGAGCCUUGGAGGUUGGUUUCCUGGUGAAAACCAUGUCCGGUGCUCUGAACUGGCAAUGAUGGCGUCUGGUUCGUCAUGUCCCUCUUGGGGGCGUCGCUAUGAGACACCUCCAGGCCUCCCCUGCUGCCCACCCUCCCCACCGUCAGCCCGACUCGGUGUCGGUUGUCCUCCGCAUCUCCGCCACCACUUACAGAUCUACCUCCGUCUGUUGCCGCCCUUAUGCGCUGGCUCUCGGCGGUCCCAAGCACGGAGGAUGGAUCCUUGGUGAAAACCUUGUCCAGUACUUCGGACUGGCGACGAUGGUGCUGGCGCUUGGUGUGUCAUGUCCCUCUUGAGGGCAUUGUCUUGGGACGUCUCCAUGUCUCCACUGCUGGCGGCCUGGUGCCCCUGUGACUUGUCGGGGUGGACGUCUUCGUGGCCUACUUGGAGCGUUGUCCUGGAAGUUCUUCGAUAGGAUGGCAUCAGAUGGAUUGGAAAUUGAGUUUCUAAGAAAACGAGAUGUGAUGAUUGGGUGCUAUGUAGAGAUGGCAAGGAGGAAACAUGGACGAAUAGAAGGAUAGAAGCUUAGCCUUCUUGAUUUCUUUUUUUGUUUUAGAUUUUUCCUUCUUGUGUUUUAGAUCCUCAUUUGAGGUUUAGAAUCUAGGAAUUCUUGUAAAGAUUGUUGUAGACAUUCACGUAUGAAUGUUCAAGGAUGGGAUUUUUCCUUUAUCUAAUAAAAUCUACAUAGCCGAUCCAAAGGCCCCCGCGCUCCUCCUAAUCGCGGAUCGGGAGCCCUAGAUCUCAUGAAGCUUCUGCAACACCAGGAUCGUGUGCGGCGACAGCGGCCCUUGGCAGCGACCACAUGAUCAGUGGUGAAGCUAGAGACAAUUGAAUAGGUGCACUUACUUUGUGGGUGCAUGAAGUUGAGCUAUGGAGAUGCAUAUAUGGUGAAAAAAAUAAAUGUAAUCAUUAUUUUGUAAAUUUAGGUGCGCACCCCUAACUAUAACCUACCUUUGCCCUUGAAUAUGACCGACGUCUACGACUCCAAGAGCAGGGCGUGGAAGAUGAGGUUGCUGCCGCCGAAACCCUCUAUUAUAAGUUAGAAUCGAGAACUAUUGCUGAAGUUGAAGCAAAUUUGAAAAGUCCUAAAAAGUAGAGACAACCUCCAUUUAGCAUUUAGAGGAUCUGAUUUAGGGGGUGCUAUUGUUGGAGUUGCUCUUACGAGAUGUUUUGAUGCAAGUGGUAAUGCUCAAAGUGUUAAAGUUUAGGACUAACUCAUUCAAACAGGAGUGCUAAUGCGGUUGGCUAAACAUUAGCAAAGACUUAAAAACUCUAGUAAAUACUCCCUCUGUCCAGGUUUGAUUUACGUUUAAGAACCGGACGCAGAGACCAAGGAACCAUCAAUUGUGGCCAGGUUACCGCUUCGUAACCUCCUCACGCGGCCACGGGAAAUAAUUGCGCUCCCCUCCCGUUAAUGGCGCCGUUUCUCCCUCCCUUCCAAUCCCGCGCGCGCCGUUUCCGCCUAACUGUCGAUCUCCUGCAUGCGCGCCGUUUCCGCCUGGGCGUUGAUCUUCUCCGCGCGCACCGUCUCUCUGCCUUCCUUCCAAUUUUGCCCGCCAUCUCCUCCGCACAUCGAUCUCCUCCGUGCACGCACUGUUUCUUUCCCAGGCUUCCAAUUCCGCCCGCCAUCUACGUCUGCCUCUCCAAAAUCCACCCGCCAUCUCCCUUCUGAAAAUUCUCGCGCCCAGACGGAAGAAAACCUCGGCACCGCUUCCAAAUUCUCUACUGAGAUAAAAAUCAAAUUUCCAUGGACGCCAAAUCGUUCAUCGAGGUUGAAAUUUUCGGACUCCCGCCUCCUUUCAUCCCUUCUCUGAUCCCUGCCCUAUUUAUACCCUGCUCUAGCCCCCAAGCUCAUCAGUUGUUGGAUCAUCAUCAGCUUCCUCCAAUCCAUGGCCUCAGCAGGCCUCGACCUGAACCAAGAUCCACCACAUGAUGAAUCGGAUGUAAACCUAGAGCCCGCCUCCUUGCAUCCGUCCUCUGAUCCCGGCGUCAUCAAUUGGGAUGGCAUUCAGGAGUGGGAUGGCCCUGCCCAUGAGCUCGACUACGACUUUGUGUGGCAUGGCAAUGGAGAUGACGAUGGAGAUGAACAAGGAGAGGGGACUGAAGUAGGACAUGGUGAUCCUGCCAAUGCAAAUGAGCCAGAUGAGAGCUCAGAUUAUGAAGGAGAUUGGCAUUAUGUACCUAUAGCUCCGGCACAUGGUGGAGGAGGCUCACGUAAUGCAAGAAACCAGGAUGUACCUAUAGCUCCAGCACAUGAUGGAGGAGGUGCUAAUGGUGGAGGAAAUCAGGGUUCUAAUGGUAAAAAACGGAGGUUCUAUCGCCAUCUAUCUUGAGUUGUUAGCGAAGACAGAUCCUCCUGUGCUGGCAUAAACGGUGUUAUAAGUAAACUUGUUAACAAUUGUGGUCGUAAAAGGAUAGAAAUCGAUCCAGAAGCUAUAAAAAAUGUGCCUUUGAGGGAGCGCACUACUGUCCGUGAUCUUGCACAUGCAUUGGGUGUGAAGAAGAGCACACUUCAUAACCGUUUUAGGGAAGGUUAUUUCCGUCGGGAC
Molecule: messenger RNA, 2795 nt
Organism: Panicum virgatum (switchgrass)
Lineage: Eukaryota; Viridiplantae; Streptophyta; Magnoliopsida; Poales; Poaceae
Exons: 5
Coding region: 2136-2579 (147 amino acids)
Source: RefSeq, a predicted model, not a curated record